GUUUGGCUGGUAUACACAUAUGUGGUGAGAGAGCACAAUGUCUACAAUCACAUAUUGAUAUUAUAUCAUAGGACAUACCAUUGUUGUUUGGCGCUUCUUCAACCCAAUAGUUUUGCUUUGAAACUUCACACCCAACUUUCUUAAAAACCACUAGCGGUUUGCGCAGAGAGAGGGAGAUGGAUGAAGAGGGCAUUGGGGUGGUGUUGGCUAGAGCGUCGGAGCUUCGAUCCAAGUUCACUAACUGCAUCCACAAAGUCACUACCCAAGGAGAUGAAGUUGAAGAAGGAGAAGAGAAGGAAGAGGGAGAGGCUGCUUCGGAGACCCUUUUGAACAUUCGUGAUGCCCUUGAAUCCCUUGAGUCCCAGCUCUCUUCCUUGCAGGGUCUACAACAGCAGCAGUGGUAUGAGAGAGAAGCUGCCUUGGCUGAGAUUGAUUACAGUCGCCAGAAGUUACUCAAGAAGCUCAAGCAGUAUAAAGGGGAGGACUUGGAAGUGAUUCACGAGGCUUCUGCAUUUGCAAGUGAGACAGUGGAGCACGGCAAUGAUCUCCUGCUGCCCCCAUAUCCAAGUCGUCCCCCACGCCCCCUUGUUGCAGACAAUGGUCAUAUGUCACACUUCCCUUUCAUGCGGAAGUCUAAUCAAAAUGGGGUCACUGCUGGUGACUCAACAAAUGAAGAGAAUAAGAAACUGAAUGAGUCAGAGAGAAAUCAAUUGCACUCCGGACCCAAAAACACAUCCAAAGGACUGGGAAUUUUCAUCAAUGGCGCGAAGAUGGUGCUUACCCUAGUUGGUGUGAUAUCUAUUCUAAGCCUGGCUGGUGUUGAGCCUAGGUUCAGGAAAAGGGAUACCUAUUUCAAUAUUAUGGGCCUGUUUCAGCAGUCGGCAACUGAAGAAAAGAGGUCAAACACUGUUGAAUGCCCACCUGGGAAAGUCCUGGUACUGGAAGAUGGGGAGGCUCGGUGCCUUGUGAAGGAGAGAGUUGAAGUUCCAUUUGAGUCUGUUGUUGCAACCCCCGAUGUAAACUAUGGUUGCGGAUAAAAUGGCAUUAAUUUUGUUUUUGUGCAUAUCCGGUUUCUUUUUGACACAAUGUCAUUGAAUUUCUUCUUCAAGGGCCUGCGUUUCUUACAAUUUACUAGUAGUUAGUGAUCUAUUUGAAUAAUGUCUACUCCUAUUGGUAUCA
This is a messenger RNA of Vitis riparia (riverbank grape), 1179 nucleotides long. RefSeq names its product plastid division protein PDV2. NCBI's taxonomy places the organism in Eukaryota, Viridiplantae, Streptophyta, Magnoliopsida, Vitales, Vitaceae. The record is from RefSeq and is a predicted model, not a curated record. Gene Ontology annotation, biological process: chloroplast fission. Bases 177 to 1037 code for a protein of 286 amino acids. The transcript is spliced from 2 exons.